AUGCCGCACACCCUUGCGCCCCUCGCGAUCGGCCUCGUGCUCCUGGGCAUCCUGGCCUGGUACGAAGGCAAGCCCGCCGAGCCCGUGUUCCCUCCGCAUCUUCGGCAGCGUCACGGCCAACACGGCCCUGCUGUCGGGGUUCAUCCACGGCCUGCUGCUGUACAGCAUCGCCCAGUAACUUACCUGCCGCUGUUCUACCAACCCGUGCACCUGCAGACGCCGCUAGGCGCCGGCAUCUCGACGCUCACGUACUCGGCGGGGACAAUAGGCAUGAGCGCCAUCUCGGGCGUGGUGGUGAACCUCGUCCGCAGAUACAAGCUCGUGCUCCUGGCCGGCUGGGUCCUGAGCACCGUGUUCAUCGGCCUGCUCUACACCCUCGACGGGGCCACGCCCAGGGCCGCGGAAUACAGUUACUGCACUCUGAUGGGCAUCGGCGUCGGCACAGUCCUGACCGUCACGGCGCUGCCUGCGCAGGCCAGCGUCAACGCUGCUCGGUCUCUCUCUUUCGGCUCGACGGUCUUCAACUCGGGUUUCCAAAACAAAAUAAAUGCUGUUCUGGCCACCACACCCGACGACCUUCCCGACUCCCUGGCCAAGUUCGGGAACAACGCGAAUCAGGCCCUGACCCUGAUUCCUCGCCUGCGGGAACUGGAGCUGGAACUGCCCCGGGAAGCCAUGGACCUGAUCAUCGGUGCGUACAACAGGCCAUUCCAGGUGAUUUGGUUGGUCUUUACCGCGCUUUCGGGCAUCGGCUUGGUUUCUGCCGUCUUCAUACGGGAGAUUUCAAUGGAGAACGAUGAGGUCGGCAGGCAAGGACUGAGGCAGUAG
Molecule: messenger RNA, 828 nt
Organism: Anthostomella pinea
Lineage: Eukaryota; Fungi; Ascomycota; Sordariomycetes; Xylariales; Xylariaceae
Source: the annotation of a GenBank genome assembly